This is a messenger RNA of Phaethon lepturus (White-tailed tropicbird), 1872 nucleotides long. It is a transcript of the gene ENTPD5, whose product is annotated as ectonucleoside triphosphate diphosphohydrolase 5. The transcript has 14 exons. Gene Ontology annotation, cellular component: membrane. Gene Ontology annotation, molecular function: UDP phosphatase activity; GDP phosphatase activity. NCBI's taxonomy places the organism in Eukaryota, Metazoa, Chordata, Aves, Phaethontiformes, Phaethontidae. Bases 119 to 1498 code for a protein of 459 amino acids. Gene Ontology annotation, biological process: nucleoside diphosphate catabolic process. The record is from RefSeq and is a predicted model, not a curated record.
UCGUACAGUCUGUGUAGCUCCCAAAGCUUUAUAUUGGAUGUGCUUCAACUUCUUGGUUUAGUACCUAAAAUCUGCAUUAUACAGACGAUAAUUUACAUGCCUUUCUCUGUGUUGGGAAAUGACUGUUCUACUUUCUGACACUGGACUCGGGACCUACUGCAGCUCUGUGAUUGCUGAUCCAUGCUUGACUGCCUCAAAGGGUCCUGGCAAGAUGGCAUCUUCCAGACUUCCCAUUCUUCUAGCAUUGGCAUUUUCCUCUUUGUCCUUUGUUCUUUCCCAUUCAAACAGGGAGAUGUGGUUUCAGGAUUUCUUUCCACCUAACACGUGCCCUAUAAAUGCCAAAGCAAAUACUUUUUAUGGCAUAAUGUUUGAUGCAGGAAGCACUGGAACCCGGAUUCACAUUUACACCUUUGUGCAGAAGAGCCCAGAAAACCUUCCAGAGUUGGAAGGGGAAAUCUUUGAGUCUGUGAAGCCCGGUCUUUCUGCGUAUGCUGAUCAGCCUGAAAAGGGUGCUGAAACUGUCAAAAGAUUGCUGGACAUGGCCAUAGAUGCUGUGCCACCUCAGCUCUGGAAGAAGACCCCAGUAGUGUUAAAAGCUACAGCUGGACUGCGCUUGCUAUCGGAGGAGAAAGCUCAGGCUCUGCUUUUAGAGGUGAGAGAAGUCUUUGAGGAAUCACCAUUUCUUGUUCCAGAGGACAGUGUUAGCAUCAUGGAUGGAUCUUAUGAAGGAAUUUUAGCCUGGAUCACUGUGAACUUUUUGACAGGGCAGCUGUCUGGCCAGAACCAGCGUACUGUUGGGACUCUGGACUUGGGAGGAGCCUCAACCCAAAUCACAUUCCUGCCACGGUUUGAGGCAACUUUGAAGGAAACCCCUGGGGAUUUUCUUACCUCAUUUGAAAUGUUUAAUAGCACCUACAAGCUCUAUACCCACAGCUAUUUGGGGUUUGGACUAAAAGCUGCCAGACUAGCAACGCUUGGAGCUUUGAAUAUGGAGGCUGUGGAUGGACAAAUGUUCCGCAGUUCUUGUUUGCCAAAGCAGCUGGAGGCAGAGUGGCACUUCGGGGGAGUGAAAUACCGGUAUGGUGGCAACAAAGAAGGAGAAACAGGAUUCAAGCCUUGCUACUUGGAAGUACUCAAGGUUGUCAAAGGGAAACUGCACCAACCAGAUGAGAUUCGUGGAAGUUCUUUCUAUGCUUUCUCCUAUUACUAUGAUCGUGCAGUUGACACCAACCUAAUUGAUUAUGAACAAGGAGGUGUUCUGGAAGUGAAAGAUUUUGAAAGAAAAGCCAAAGAAGUCUGUGAUAACAUGGAGAGGUACAAGUCAGCCAGUCCUUUCCUCUGCAUGGAUCUCACUUAUAUCACUGCUUUACUAAAGGAAGGUUUUGGCUUUAGGGACAACACACUCUUACAGUUAACAAAGAAAGUGAACAACAUAGAGACAAGCUGGACUUUGGGUGCUACUUUUCACCUACUGCAAUCUCUGGGGAUAACUUAUUGAGCUGUGACAUUCCUGUGGACUUCAGUAUUUCUGAGAAGCUGAGAAAGGAAAUUGAAAUCUCCAGGUACGUUGUUCAGCUGGGGUUUGUCACAGAGCAGAGCAAGGACCAAAGCAAUAGAACAGAUCUUCACCCGGGACUGCCAUCGUGCAUAAUGAGAGUGGCCACAGUAUGAUUUGUAAUUGUGAUUGAUUGCCAUAAAUGAUCCAGAAGCUGCCUUCUGAAAGUCACAAGACCUAAACUCCAGCGGAGUAUCUGCAAGGGGCUCAAAGCCAGCUUUCACCAGCACAUUUGUAACAAGUAGCAUAGAGUACCUGGUAUGUGGUUGUAGACUACAGACAUGUGAUUUCCCCUCCCCUUUUAUUUUAAACGUACA